CAAAUUCGUUGUAGUUCCAGUAUUGUUAAGGGCUCUAACCGUUGCGGACGGUGUUGUGAGAGCACAGUACCGGCCUGAGGAUGGUGCAAGUGAGAGUGAGUGAGGGUCUGCUGGAGGGAGAUCGAGUGGACAACCCAUACGGAGGUUCCUACUACAGCUUCAAGGGUAUACCGUACGCGCAGCCGCCAGUCGGGGAUCUGCGGUUCAAGGCUCCUCAACCACCCCUGCCAUGGGAAGGUAUCCGGAGUGCGAAGGAAUUCGGUUCAAUAUGCUACCAAAAAGACUUCGAAUCACAAACCAAGACCACAGGAAGCGAAGACUGUUUGUUUCUCAACGUUUAUACUCCAGAAUUGAAACCCCAAAAUCCUUUACCCGUAAUGUUCUUCAUCCAUGGUGGAGGAUUUUACUCCGGCAGCGGCAACGAUGACAUGUAUGGCCCAGAGUUCCUCGUCCGACAAGGAGUCAUCCUAGUUACAAUCAACUACAGACUUGAAGUACUGGGUUUUCUUUGUCUAGACACGGAAGAUGUCCCUGGCAACGCAGGUAUGAAAGAUCAAGUUGCAGCAUUGAAAUGGAUUAAUAAAAAUAUUUCAAACUUCGGUGGUAACCCCAACAAUAUCACUAUCUUUGGUGAGAGUGCCGGCGGUGCCAGUGUCGGCUACCAUUUAGUUUCGCCGAUGACCAAAGGCCUUUUUCAAAGAGCGAUUUGUCAGAGUGGAAUCCCAACUUGCUGGUGGGCUAAAGUUUAUGAACCUCGAUUGAGAGCACUCGCAUUAGCACGACAAUUAGGAUAUAAUGUGGAAAAAGAUAGUGAAGACCUCUAUGAAUUUUUCAAAUCUCAGCCAGCUGAGAAACUCGCCGGAUUAAAACUACCAUUAUCUUACUCAGAACAUCAUCGAGCUAGCUUCGAAUUAUAUUUUGGCAUAGUAAGCGAAAAACAAUUUGGCGAUAAAAAAGGUUUCUUCCAUGGUAAUAUAUCUGACUACUUAGAAAAUGGAAUCCAUGAAGGUGUGCAAGUUAUUACUGGUUAUACUGCAGAUGAUGGUGUCUUACUACACGUAUUUGACAAAGAUGCAAAAAUGUUAGAACAAGCCAAUGAAUUAGAUACCUUCUUCUCUCCGAAACAAAUUGUAUUGAAUUGUUCUUUAAAAAAACAAAUUGAGGCCGGACAUAAGAUUAAAAAUUUUUACAUGUGUAACGAAGGUAUAGGCGAAGACUGGGAAAGACUGAGUCGCUUUCAAACCGCUGAAAUGUUUUUAUAUGGAAUUAUAAAAUGGAUGAAAGUUUGCUCACAAAAAAAUAAAACUUAUCUUUAUAAAUUCACUUGUAAGAGUGAAAGAAACGCUGCAGUCCGCUUGAUGGGACUAGAGACGGUGACCAAAGGCAAAGAGGUAGCUUGUCACUUGGAUGAUUUAUUUUAUAUUUUCAACAGCAAAGCAUUAGAUACAAAAGUCGAUAUGGCUUCGAAAGCGUUUAAAAUGAUUGACAAUGUGACAAAAUUGUGGACAAAUUUUGCAAAAUAUGGAGAUCCGACGCCCGACGAAAGUCUUGGUGUAAAAUGGAACCCUUACACAGUGGAUAAAGAAAAUUAUUUGGACAUCGGCAAUGACCUCCAAACUGGAUCUGCACCGGACCGUGAUGAAUUUCUGUUUUGGGAGAAUAUCUUUAAAGAAUUUAUUCCUGAAUAUGUCGAUAGAGUUUAUUGAUACUCUUGUUCAUAAUUAUAUGAUAUACUACAAUGAUCUAUACAUAUACUUAACAAAAUUGUAGAAAUGUAAAUUCUGUACAUUAAUAGUAGGGUGUGUUACUACAUAGAUAUCAAACCCAAAAAUCUUAUUAAAAUACUGUUUGUCUGUC
This is a messenger RNA of Spodoptera frugiperda (fall armyworm), 1857 nucleotides long. RefSeq names its product juvenile hormone esterase-like. The record is from RefSeq and is a predicted model, not a curated record. Bases 81 to 1706 code for a protein of 541 amino acids. The transcript has 3 exons. Lineage: Eukaryota; Metazoa; Arthropoda; Insecta; Lepidoptera; Noctuidae.